This is a messenger RNA of Gossypium arboreum, 696 nucleotides long. RefSeq lists its product as uncharacterized. NCBI's taxonomy places the organism in Eukaryota, Viridiplantae, Streptophyta, Magnoliopsida, Malvales, Malvaceae. The transcript has 2 exons. Bases 211 to 483 code for a protein of 90 amino acids. The record is from RefSeq and is a predicted model, not a curated record.
GGGGAUAUUUCAAAGCUAACGUGGCAUAAUCUCCUGCAUCAAUGGAUUAUCUCUCGCUGAUUGUUUUUAGUUUUACUACUAACUUUUUGUGUUUAAUUUUGUUGAGUUUUUCAGUCACUUAAUUUCUCCAAUUUUUUUCUUUUUUAACUUUCAGAAGAACAAAUCUUCUAAGUCUCCACCAAAUCAAAGCAAAAAGAACCGAUAAAAUCAAUGGCAUCGUCAACAUCAAAGCUGGCGUUUCGUAUAGUACUGGCGGCGCUCAUCCUCUUGGCUCUCUUCUACGUCUGCCGUCCGCUUUACUGGAAGAUCUCCGCCACCGUCCACGACAUCCGCCACAAUAAACAAACCGUUCAAGAAGGUAUUUCACAGAUAAUGCUGGAGGCUCAGAGAUCAGUGGGGUGGUUUAAUGACGAAUCAGACUCAGGAAUCCAUGAAAAUCGUGGUAAGCAAGCUUCAAGGAGAUUGAAAUUUAGGGUUUUGUGAUGGGAUUCCCCUCUUUUGAUUCUUAUGUUAAUUAAUGGAGUUUUAUCUCAUAAUUUUAAUAAGUUUAGUUUGAUUGAGUUCUUCUUAUUAGAAUUUUUUUGUUGAUGUUUUAGAUUGGAAAUGGGUUUUUUUUUAGAGGAAAAUGUGAGAGUUUUGAUGUUGAAUUAUUAUAGUUUUACUGCAGUUAAUGCAUAUGGGAUUUGAAUAUGGAAA